Anguilla rostrata (American eel) is the source of this 1855-nucleotide messenger RNA. RefSeq lists its product as uncharacterized. The record is from RefSeq and is a predicted model, not a curated record. The coding region runs from base 621 to 1307 and encodes 228 amino acids. The transcript is spliced from 8 exons. Lineage: Eukaryota; Metazoa; Chordata; Actinopteri; Anguilliformes; Anguillidae.
UCAGUCUACAUAUCUUUAUACAACAAUUUCAUAUAUUUGUUUUGGUUUUGUGGAGAUGUAUUAUUUCCCAGCUUGACUACGCCAAAAGUAAUAAUACAUAAUAACAAUGAAAAGAAAUUCAGCGCAAAGAUUAUAUUUAUUUUUAGAAAAAGGUUCCAUCACCCAAUGUCUCUCUAUUUAUGCAGAAACGAAAGAAGCUUCCCAUUGCGCUCACUCGUUUAUUUCUGUGCGCUCAAAUAGCCCUGUUUGGCUUGGUAGAAGCGAACAACUCAUUUUAUGAACCUUUCAUUAAACUUGUCUAAGCGUUGAUCUCAUAAUUUUGUUUACAGGACAACAUUGGAUCACUGAUAUAGCACCGUACCAAAAUCACAAUGUUAAUUAUAUUAAAGAUUGUUGGGGCUGGGGAGAGGGGUUGGAUCUUUGAACAACAAUUACGCGCAGCUUAGCUAGAUGUUGUAGAAGCCUACGCCUUUAAAAGGACAGAGGCAGCUCGAAAUAUUUUGGUAUUGAACGGACGUGCCAUUUUAAGUCAGCAGGGCGCGCGCACUCCACAGUAUACGGAUUCGCACAACAUCCAUUCCCGCAGCGGUUCGGGGCAGGGGGGCCCCCGGGGGUUCAAAAUGUCCAGCAAUGCUGCGGCCGCCAUCUCCGCCAUGAUCACCAGCCAGGUGUACCCGCAGCUGUAUUACCCACCGCCCACGCGCACCGUAACCCGGCAACGGAGGGAGGAGCAGGAGUCGGAGGUGCCAGGGAUAUUCGCCAAAGGGACUAACCAGGCGAUCGGGUGUUUCCAGAUUUCACUCGGUCUGGGCAUUCUCGUAACGUUCCUGAUUACAGUUCUAGCCAGCGAACUGACUCUCCCCCUUAUUGUGUUGUCAGUGACCUCUAGUUUUGUGUACAUCACUAACGGGGUCGCGUCUUGUUCGCGAUGGAGAUGGGCAAGAGUGAAGCGUCGUCGUGUGGUGAUCCGAGCCACUGUGAUCACAAACACUGUGGGGGUGCUGGUGGCCCUCGUCAGCAUCAUCAUCUACUGCCUGAGUUUCAGAAUGUGGCGCUUGGAGUCCUGCAACAGCAACUACUACUGCACAUACGACAAAAACCCGACGGCAGCCUUGAUAAUCCUGCUGGCCCUGUCCGUCUUGGAGCUGGGGUUCGCCGUCAUGACGACCGUUUUCGGCUGGAAUCACCUCAAAGACACGGAGGACCCGGACCUUGUGGCCUUCAGUCGAGAAGGAUGGAGGGAUGGAGAGAGGGGGGACGGCAACGGGAAGCCUCUGAAGGCCACCUCUUCCUCCAUCAGUCCUUAGACCCAUUAAAGAUGACAACUGCGACGUCUCUGCCUUCCUCUGGUGGUUUAGGCCCAACCCGAAUUUCCCAGAAUUCCCUCGUUUUUUUAAUCAUUUAUUUCUUAAGCUGGCGGCCAUUUCACUGCCUGCCACUAAAUACACUUGGACUCCUGGGCGACCCUCCAAGUCAGUUCAGGACUGUUAAUCAGAAUAGUGUAAUCUAGCGUGGUGAGGGCAAUAUGUAGGACGACAUCGAGGCUUACAAAACGGUGGCUACACCUUUCACUUCUCAGGCUUUUUUCUCUUCUUUCACUGAAUGGAGAAGAGAAUGGAGGGGGUAGGGGGUGAUGUUUCAUUCACAAAAAAAUCACUGUGUCUCUCAGCCAAUGAUCCUACUCAAUAGGGCAGCAUUGGCCAAUGAGAGGAGUGCAGCUAGAACAGGUGAGGAGAAAAGCUCUGCACCGUUUCCCCCAGUUUUCAUUUUCUGCCCUAUGACACUGCCAUAGCCUGUGGUACUACCAUAGCCUGUGGCACUGUCCUAGCCUGUGGUACUACCAUAGCCUGUGGCA